AAGAAUUCUGGAGAUUCAAAAGUUCUUGUACACACUACGAGCGAAUCACCACAGAGAUGUCAGCCCUUAUGUUUUGGUUGAUGUGCUACAUUGUAUGUUUAGUGAUUCCUGCUUUUACUACACAGUCCACCAGUUCCAGUGGGUGGAGUGGUCAGCCAUCCGCCAGGUCACCAGCAGUGGGGAACACCACAGUUAUGCCACCCCCCAGUUCAGCCUCCAGAGGAACUAAUCUCUUUAACACUUCAUAUAACUUGACCUAUAUUGAUGAUCCAAAAACCUGGAUUAAAGCUCUGCAACACUGUCGGGAUCGUCACAAGACUUUAGUGCACAUUGUAAACUCUACAGUGCAGGAGUACAUCACACAGAUGCUGCAGGGUAAGAUCUAUCCAAACGGCGUGUGGAUUGGGCUUGAGAGGAACAUGCUCUUCCCGUGUGCCCCAUGGAUGUGGACUGGUGGACCCUACGUGAACUAUUCUGAGUGGAAUUCUAGCUUUCCAGUGGACCCCACCAGUCAAUACUGUGGCAAGCUGGUUGGCAAUGGAAGCAAAUGGCUGGAUUCUUAUUGCAGUGAGGAGCUUCCUUUCAUCUGUCAGGAUUAGAUCACUAGGAGGAGCCACUACACAGGAAAAAGGACUUUAGUGAAACAGUGAAAUAAUGUUGGAGCUCAAGAAUCCAGCUGAGAAGAAGCUCUGCUGCCUGACAAACAGCUGUUAAGAAGUGUU
Pygocentrus nattereri (red-bellied piranha) is the source of this 722-nucleotide messenger RNA. Its product is annotated as lithostathine-1-beta. The record is from RefSeq and is a predicted model, not a curated record. NCBI's taxonomy places the organism in Eukaryota, Metazoa, Chordata, Actinopteri, Characiformes, Serrasalmidae. The transcript has 5 exons. The coding region runs from base 57 to 599 and encodes 180 amino acids.